Molecule: messenger RNA, 2936 nt
Organism: Coregonus clupeaformis (lake whitefish)
Lineage: Eukaryota; Metazoa; Chordata; Actinopteri; Salmoniformes; Salmonidae
Gene: arrb1
Product: arrestin, beta 1
Exons: 16
Coding region: 576-1841 (421 amino acids)
Biological process (GO): G protein-coupled receptor internalization; signal transduction; visual perception
Molecular function (GO): G protein-coupled receptor binding
Source: RefSeq, a predicted model, not a curated record
AGAGAGAGAGAGAGAGAGAGAGAGAGACACACAUAGAAGAGUGAUAGCAGCAGUCAGAGCUUCUGAAUGUGAACAGAACCUAGAUGGAAGAAGAGGAAGAUUCCUCCUGCCAGUCUGCUGGAUCAUUCUCUCCCACUGAGCUGAGCGCUGGAUGUUCUGACUGCAGUUUGACCCGUUCAGCUCUACACUUGACUACCCAGGGAAAGGAAGAAACCAGACCGACUGUGCUGUAUGGAUGAAUCACCUGUUUCUUCUUAUUAAGGCAAUUUCUCAGGCAUCGCUGGAGAUGCCCUUUUAAGUGCAUUGAGCUGGAGACAGAGAGCUGAGAACAGAAGGCACAGACAGAGACAUCCAACUGAGAAGAGCCCCUCUUCAAUUCACCCACCCACCCACCCACCCUGAACUGCACAACCACAGUCUGUACAUCAGAACAUUCUUCUCACCCCUCCGUCUCUUUCUCUCUCUCUCUCUCUCUCUCUCUCUCUCUCUCUCUCUCUCUGCCUUUCUGCACAACGUUAUUACGGUCUAUUUACUGAGGGUGAAAAGGGGGAUUCUACCACCCAACAAUCCUCGCCAUGGGAGAUAAAGGCACAAGGGUAUUCAAAAAAGCAAGUCCCAAUGGAAAGCUCACAGUGUACCUGGGGAAGAGGGACUUUGUGGACCACGUUGACAUGGUGGAACCCCUAGACGGCGUGGUGUUGAUAGAUCCAGAGUACCUGAAAGAGAGAAAAGUCUUUGUGACGUUGACAUGCGCCUUCCGUUAUGGCCGUGAGGACUUGGAUGUUCUGGGCUUGACGUUUCGGAAGGACCUCUUCGUGGCCAACAUCCAGGCCUUCCCUCCAGUGCCUGAAGAUAAAAAGAGCUUAACUCGCCUUCAAGAACGCCUGAUCAAAAAGCUUGGGGAACAUGCUCACCCUUUCACCUUCGAGAUUCCACUGAAUUUACCAUGCUCAGUCACCCUGCAGCCUGGACCGGAGGACACAGGGAAGGCCUGCGGGGUUGACUUUGAAGUCAAAGCUUUCUGCUCAGAGAACGUCCAAGACAAAAUACAUAAAAGGAACUCAGUACGCCUGGUAAUCCGUAAGGUCCAGUACGCCCCAGAGAAGCCUGGCCCUCAGCCCAUGGCUGAGACCACCAGACAGUUCCUGAUGUCUGACAAACCACUACACCUCGAGGCCUCACUGGACAAAGAGAUCUACUACCACGGGGAGCCUAUCAGUGUCAACGUUCACGUCACAAACAACACCAACAAGACAGUGAAGAAAAUGAAGAUUUCAGUGCGUCAGUAUGCAGACAUCUGCCUAUUCAACACAGCACAGUACAAAUGCCCGGUCGCAACAGAGGAGACAGAUGACGUGGUGGCUCCAAGUUCAACGUUUUGUAAAGUCUACACCCUCACCCCCUUCCUCAACAACAACCGGGAGAAACGUGGUCUGGCGUUGGACGGGAAACUGAAGCACGAGGACACAAACCUGGCUUCUAGUACAUUGUUAAGAGAGGGAGCCAACAAGGAGAUCCUGGGUAUCAUCGUAUCCUACAAAGUCAAAGUGAAGCUUGUUGUGUCUCGAGGCGGACUCUUAGGAGAUCUUGCAACAAGUUUCAUUUUAUUUUCCAGUGAUGUCCAUGUUGAGCUCCCCUUUACGCUAAUGCAUCCCAAACCAAUCGAAGAUGCAAUCUACAGAGAUGCUGCAGACGAGGAGCCAAUAGACACAAACUUGAUAGAAUUUGACACAAACGAUGAUGACAUCAUCUUUGAGGACUUUGCGCGGCAGCGGCUGAUCGGAGCAAAAGACGAUGAGGAUGAGGAGGGUACAGACUCUCCCAAGCUGAACCACAGAUAGAGGAUGAAGAUGCUGUGUUGUUCCUGUGUUGUGGUACAGAGGAGCUACUGUAACCGGAGGGAGAGAGAGAGAGAGAGAGAGAGAGAGAGAGCGAGAGAGGCCCUUUAGAGUCCAGGGAGACCCUUUAAACACACACACAGUGGUGCCGUUGUCCUGUUCUUGUUCACAUUCGUCUUCUCCGUACAGCAAAGAUGUUAGAGAGAAAAAGUGUAGAGGAAAUGCAGCCUAGGCAUGGCGUGGUCUGAGGAUGGAGGAGAAGGAGGAGGUCUUGUUAAAAGCAGCACAAAGUUGUGAUAAAUACACUCCAGUAGUAGCAUACAUUUAAUGACUUUGUUAUACAUGGUAUCAUUAGGACUGAACAGGCACAUUAAAUGACUUUUGUUAUACAUGGUAUCAUUAGGACUGAACAGGCACAUUAAAUGACUUUUGUUAUACAUGGUAUCAUUAGGACUGAACAGGCAUAUUAAAUGACUUUUGUUAUACAUGGUAUCAUUAGGAUUGAACAGUCAUCUUUGUAUUGAAAUUAUAUUUAAUGUAACUGUAGAAUUACUACAGUUCUGGCCUUCAUAUGUAAGGAAAACUGGAAUUUGCUACAAACGACUACAACUACUGCCUAAACCAAUGACUUGAUAACAGUAAUGCACAGAGCAGGACAGUCCACUGCCUCACCCCAAGAGCAGGACAGUCCACUGCCUCACCCCCAAGAGCAGGACAGUCCACUGCCUCACCCCAAGAGCAGGACAGUCCACUGCCUCACCCCCAAGAGCAGGACAGUCCACUGUAUCACCCCCAAGAGCAGGACAUUCACACAACAACAAAUUACUGUCAUAAAAGUAUUCAUUUUCUAUUUGUCUUUACUGUAAACCCCCCACUCCCCCCACACUAACUAUUCUAUCAGGAAGAUCAGAUGGAUUCUUACCAGACAGUGCAAUGCAGAUAAUUUAUCUCUUUAUAUGAAUGAGUGGCCUUGUUCUUUUGCAUGAAACAUGCCAGUACUUUCUGUGUUUUAUGUGACACUUUUUUUCAUAAUUCGUACCAGGUAGCCUAGCGGUUAGAGCGUUGGGCCAGUAACCUGCUGGUCUCUAAACCAGGGCA